AUGAAGUCGCCGUUGCGGAGGCUCAGGGGCUUCGGCCACCACCACCCCAAGGAGCGGAGGGGCCACGAGCCGCCGCCGGCCAAGCUCGACGAGCUCGUCUGCGCCGCCCAUGAGGUGGAAGACAUGAGAAACUGCUAUGAUGGCUUGAUUUCAGCUGCGGCUGCUACAACAAAUAGUGUAUAUGAGUUUUCUGAGGCUCUUGAGGAACUGGGAGGUUGCUUUCUCGCAAAAACUGCACUAAAUGGUGAUGAUGAUGAUAGUGGUAGAGUGCUGAUGAUGCUGGGAAAGGUCCAAUUUGAAUUACAAAAGUUUGUUGAUACUUAUCGCUCAAAUAUCAUUUAUACUAUCACAACCCCAUCAGAGUCUCUUCUCAAGGAGCUACAGACUGUAGAGGAAAUGAAGCAGCAAUGCGACAUGAAAAGAACAACUGCAAAGUGCUCUUCUGAGUACCAAGAAGAUGCAGCGCUGUUCAUAUUUCGCUUAAAAUCAUUGAGGCAAGGGCAAUUCCAUAGCCUUUUAACACAGGCUUCUCGGCAUCAUGCUGCUCAGUUAAGCUUUUUCAGGAGAGGGUUGAAGUGUCUUGAGGCACUCGAACCUCAUGUAAAAGCAAUAGCUGAGAAACAGCACAUUGACUACCAGUUCAGUGGUCUUGAGGAUGAUGCAUCUGACAACGACGAUUACAGCUCCGACCAGGAUGAUUGCAGCGAUGAUGGAGAGCUUAGUUUCAACUAUGAAAUAAAUGAUAAGGAUCAAGAUUUUCUUGCUUCAAGAGGUUCAAUGGAUUUAGAUAAAAGAGAUGUGACGAAUUCCCUGCAGCCAGUAAAAGAAAGCAUGCAGGAAGAGGUCAAACAAACCAAGGGAAAUGUUAUGACUCCAGGAGUGAAGCCAGAGUUUAAUACACACUCAGCACCUAUUCUGGCAGGCAAUUUACCGGAUCCAGCUGAGAGAUUUUGGCAAAUGAAGCCAUCUUCAGCCAAACAUUCGUACAAACUUCCAAUGCCAGUUGAUGACAAGGAUCCCAGAUCAGUAGGUGCUCACAGAUCACAUCAUUCACAGCAGUUGGAAAGUAAACCUCGUGUCUCAGCAAAUCCGUGGCAUUCAUCUCCACUGAUGAAAGACUUUAGGCCGAGUGGCCAUGUGAAAAUGCCAUCAAGUACCGAGGGGAUAUCGACGUUCUCCCAGUCGGUUUCUGAUUAUAAGAAGAUGAAGAGGGAAUCUUGGUCUGGUCCAAUACCAAGCAGACCAGGGUUAAGUAAACCAUCUUCGCUGAACGAUCACAGAUCACCCAUGGCACAACAUCUUGUGAUGCCAGGAAAUUUGCAGGGCCAUUCUCGGCAGCCGUCAUCUGUGUCCCCAAAAGUUUCCCCCAAGAUGUUGCCACAUCCAACAAAAUCACCAAAGAUCAGUGAGCUGCAUGAGCUGCCUAGGCCUCCAGCCAACAUGGAGUCCCUCAGGCCUUCUGGGUUGGUCGGUUACUCUGGUCCUCUGGUAUCAAAGCGUCAGACUCAAAUCCUUGCAGCACCAGCCCCGAUGGCAUCACAAACCCCAUCACCACUUCCGCUACCACCUGCUACCCUCACUCGCAGUUACUCCAUACCCUCAAAUAGCCAGAGGAUACCAAUCAUCACUGUGGACAGAUUGUUAGAGGCUAGAAAUAGCAGGGACGGCAGUGAUAUUUCUUCCCCGCCGCUUACUCCUCUGUCACUGACUGAUUUGUCCCAGCAGCAAGGAACAAAAACAACUACAAGUCGCACAAGGAUGAAUGUUCCAAUUGUUUUGCAAUGUAGACCACGCAGCAGUUCUUCCUGGGAUUUUAUGUAUGAUAUUGGUUAUCCAUCAUUGUACGGCAUGGGUGAUUUUCAGUUGUUUUGA
Miscanthus lutarioriparius is the source of this 1872-nucleotide messenger RNA. The record is from the annotation of a GenBank genome assembly. Lineage: Eukaryota; Viridiplantae; Streptophyta; Magnoliopsida; Poales; Poaceae.